AGAUCCCCAUAUCUUCCUGGGCCUGGCCCCACUCCCUCCUCUAUGGGGCCAGGCUGGGAAACCACUACCCCCCAGCAGGCCCUGGCAGCGGCUGCCCCCUGGGAUGCCCCCUUGGCUCUGUUCCCCCGGCCCCCCACACUGGCUGCCUCCCUGCUGCUGGCGCUCGCUCUCCUGGCCCCACUGGCCCGGGGCUGCGUUCAGUGCCGAGUGGGGCAUCGGGACAUCCCGACCCGUUUCGCCCGGCUCUGUGCCCGCUACCACCAGAUUCACGCCCGCCCGGGCUGCCCCAGCCGCCCCUGGGACCCAGAGUCCUUCAAGGAGUUCGCCCUGGAUGAGCAAGCCAUGAAUGCAGUGACUGAGAAAACCCACCGAGUCUUACGUCUCAUUGAGAUCAACCAGACCCUCUCGGACCUGCCCAAGUUCUGGGACUGGCUGCGGGAAGUGAAGCUACUGGAAUACACCAAGGAGGUUCUGUGCCCACCAGCUUGCCAGGGCUCGGCCUUGGCCAUCAAUUGCUCCAGCUGCAAGAAAGGGAAGGUCCCCUGCUGGGCCCUGAAAAAAUGUUACCCCGGACACAGGGAUCUCCGGGACUCCAUGCUGCUGCUGAGUGUCCUGUCUGCCUCCAGUCUGCUCGUGGGGGUCAUCACCUGCGCCCUGCAGUUCCGGUUCUACCCGCUGCCCGAGUGA
This is a messenger RNA of Gopherus flavomarginatus (Mexican gopher tortoise), 687 nucleotides long. It is a transcript of the gene TMEM95, whose product is annotated as transmembrane protein 95. Gene Ontology annotation, biological process: fusion of sperm to egg plasma membrane involved in single fertilization. NCBI's taxonomy places the organism in Eukaryota, Metazoa, Chordata, Testudines, Testudinidae. Bases 43 to 687 code for a protein of 214 amino acids. The record is from RefSeq and is a predicted model, not a curated record. Gene Ontology annotation, cellular component: sperm plasma membrane; acrosomal membrane. The transcript is spliced from 7 exons.